Indicator indicator is the source of this 2155-nucleotide messenger RNA. It is a transcript of the gene DVL1, whose product is annotated as dishevelled segment polarity protein 1. Gene Ontology annotation, biological process: intracellular signal transduction; canonical Wnt signaling pathway. The transcript is spliced from 15 exons. The coding region runs from base 1 to 2151 and encodes 716 amino acids. NCBI's taxonomy places the organism in Eukaryota, Metazoa, Chordata, Aves, Piciformes, Indicatoridae. Gene Ontology annotation, molecular function: frizzled binding. Gene Ontology annotation, cellular component: cytosol. The record is from RefSeq and is a predicted model, not a curated record.
AUGGCGGAGACUAAAAUCAUUUACCACAUAGACGAGGAGGAGACCCCCUACCUGGUGAAGCUGCCUGUCCCGCCGGAAAAAGUCACUCUGGCCGAUUUCAAAAAUGUCCUCAGCAACCGGCCCGUGCACAGCUACAAGUUCUUCUUCAAGUCCAUGGACCAGGAUUUCGGGGUGGUAAAGGAGGAGAUCUCAGAUGACAAUGCAAAGCUACCUUGCUUCAAUGGAAGAGUGGUGUCCUGGCUGGUCCUGGCUGAAAGCUCCCACUCUGACACAGGCUCCCAGUGCACCGAGAGCCACACGGACCUUCCACCACCCAUCGAGAGGACAGGAGGCAUCGGAGACUCCCGGCCUCCUUCGUUCCACCCAAAUGCAGCCAGCAGCAGGGAUGGCCUGGACAAUGACACAGGAACAGAGUCAGUCGUUAGCCACCGGCGAGACAGACACCGCCGGAGGAACCGAGAAGGGCACGAGGAGGUCCCUCGGAUCAAUGGGCACCCGAAACUGGACAGGCACCGUGAGCACCCUCCUGGUUACGACAGCUCUUCCACCAUGAUGAGCAGUGAGCUGGAGUCCAGCAGCUUCAUUGACUCUGAUGAUGAUGACAACACAAGCAGGCUGAGCAGCUCCACUGAGCAGAGCACUUCCUCCCGCCUCAUCCGGAAGCACAAACGCAGGAGGAGGAAACAAAGGAUGCGGCAGGUUGACAGGUCGUCCUCGUUCAGCAGCAUCACUGAUUCGACCAUGUCCCUAAAUAUCAUCACUGUCACCCUCAACAUGGAAAAGUAUAACUUCCUGGGAAUCAGCAUUGUAGGCCAGAGCAAUGACCGUGGUGAUGGUGGCAUCUACAUUGGCUCCAUUAUGAAAGGAGGAGCUGUGGCAGCAGAUGGCCGAAUUGAACCCGGGGACAUGCUUCUGCAGGUGAAUGAUGUCAACUUUGAGAACAUGAGCAAUGACGAUGCCGUGAGGGUGUUACGGGAAAUAGUCUCCAAACCAGGACCUAUCAGCCUAACAGUAGCCAAAUGCUGGGACCCUACUCCCAGGAGUUACUUCACCAUCCCCAGGGCUGAACCGGUGAGGCCAAUCGACCCUGCGGCGUGGAUCUCUCAUACCACGGCCAUGACGGGAGCGUACCCCCGUUACGGUAUGAGCCCCUCCAUGAGCAUCACCACAUCUACCAGCUCCUCACUAACAAGCUCAAUUCCCGAGUCGGAAAAAUUAGAAGAGUCUCCCUUAACUGUGAAGAGUGACAUGGCUACAAUUGUCAAGGUUAUGCAGCUGCCAGACUCAGGCCUUGAAAUUCGGGACAGGAUGUGGUUAAAAAUCACCAUCUCCAAUGCAGUGAUAGGAGCAGAUGUGGUUGACUGGCUUUACACACAUGUGGAAGGCUUCAAAGACCGACGGGAGGCUAGGAAGUACGCCAGCAGCAUGUUAAAACAUGGCUACCUCAGGCACACUGUGAACAAAAUCACCUUCUCUGAACAGUGCUAUUACGUCUUUGGAGACCUCUGUGGCAAUAUGGCUGCCCUGAACCUUAACAAUGGUUCUAGCGGAGCCUCGGAUCAGGACACCCUUGCUCCACUUCCACAUCCUGCUGCUCCCUGGCCACUAGGCCAAGGAUACCCCUACCAGUAUCCUCUGCCCCCUCCGUGUUUCCCACCAGCAUACCAAGACCCAGGCUUUAGCUAUGGCAGUGGCAGUGCAGGGAGCCAGCAAAGUGAAGGAAGCAAAAGCAGCGGCUCGAACCGAAGCACCAGCGAGAACAGCAGGAGGGCUCUUGGCAGGGAGAAGGACCGCAAGUCGGCCGGCAGCGGCAGCGAGUCGGAGCACACCGCCCGCAGCGGCGGCGGCGGCGGCGGCGGCGGCGGGGGGCGGCGGGAGCGGCCCUGCAGCCAACUCAGCCACCGGAGCCACGGCUCCGCCACCGCCCACAGCGAGAGAAGCCACCACAGCCAUCAUUCUUACGGGCCUCCGGGAGUGCCACCCCUCUACAACCUCCCCAAACUGGGCUCCAAAGUCUACGGGACGAGCGGACCCCCUGGAGGGCCCCCGGUGAGGGAACUGAGCUCGGUGCCUCCGGAGCUGACGGGCAGCCGGCAGUCCUUCCAGAAGGCUAUGGGCAACCCUUGUGAAUUCUUUGUCGACAUCAUGUGAGGAG